AUUUCUUCUGUCUUUACUUCAUUUUAUUUGGUUCUUCUGCAAUGUUUCGUAUCGGAGUACAAUAGUUGGAUAAGGGAGAGAAGUAUCGAGGAGAAAAGGAUCAAAAUGAGGUUUCAGUGCGAACGCAAGUCUGAUACUCCAUUUUAUUUUAGUUAGCAAACUAGCAUAAUCUUCUUAUGAAUUAAAAUUUUAUUUAUAAGAGAAUAAAAAAAAAACAAUAUAGUGCCAUUAUCAUGCCCUUGUGUGCUUUCUCUUCAAAUUGUUGGUAUAGUUUUGUGAAAAUGCAAGUUGUAUGCUGCCCAGUUUCUAUUAUUACUACUCUGUUGAACUGUUUCAUGUAUAAUAGGCUCAUUGAAGUAUUAUUUGUUGAGGAGGAGCUUUGCAUGUUUAGAUAUAGAGGAAGCUCCAAGUGCUUUUAUCAGGUAGCUCAAGAGAUAGAGUCCGAAGCAAAGUUUCAGAAUGAUUUCAUAACUCAAUUGCAAAUGACGUUAACUAAAGCCCAGGCUGGGGUAAAGAACAACAUGAGAAGGAUGAACAAGAGCAUCAUCCAGAACGGUUCAAACCAUGUCUUCCAUGUAAUUCUGUUUGCAUUGCUCUGCUUUUUCAUCGUCUACUUUUGGUCGAAGAUUUCCCGGUGAUAAAGAGAUUAGAAUGCAAGAGUGUGCAAAUAGAUGAAUCUUGUGGUUCAUUAUCUGUACUGGAUGUUCUGGAUAGAAAGCAUAUUUGAAUCUAACAACUAAGGUAGCUCCUGUUGUGAGGAUAUUUGCCAAUGUGCUUUGUCGUUGUAAGAUUUUGGUUUAUUACCUUUUCCCGUAAUGCUCGAGCUCAUGGGAUGUUGGAAAA
Messenger RNA from Zingiber officinale, 843 nucleotides. RefSeq names its product bet1-like protein At4g14600. The transcript is spliced from 3 exons. The coding region runs from base 234 to 638 and encodes 134 amino acids. The record is from RefSeq and is a predicted model, not a curated record. NCBI's taxonomy places the organism in Eukaryota, Viridiplantae, Streptophyta, Magnoliopsida, Zingiberales, Zingiberaceae.